Molecule: messenger RNA, 6567 nt
Organism: Cygnus atratus (black swan)
Lineage: Eukaryota; Metazoa; Chordata; Aves; Anseriformes; Anatidae
Gene: PTAFR
Product: platelet activating factor receptor
Exons: 2
Coding region: 2517-3563 (348 amino acids)
Biological process (GO): chemotaxis; G protein-coupled receptor signaling pathway
Cellular component (GO): membrane
Molecular function (GO): platelet activating factor receptor activity; G protein-coupled purinergic nucleotide receptor activity
Source: RefSeq, a predicted model, not a curated record
CUCUCAUUGGUGUCCUGUUCUUGAGAGCUGUCUGCAUGGGCACCUUUCAGACCCUUGUCAGAGAAUAUAACAAUUGGAAGAGGACCAAGCACCUUCAAUAAGACUUACAUCACUUCUCUACUGAAGCUGAAGAUGGACAUACUGCACUGAAUCCCUUUGCCUGUGGGAUGGUGCCUCAGUGAGUGGAAGAGCUGUGUCUAACAGACGUUUAUUUAAGGCCAUGUUGUGAUUAUCACCACUCUUCAUCCACAAAUGAAGGGGUGGAAAUGGAGCCAUAAGAUGACUAGUAGGAUUUGCUUUGAGUCCUGCACGAAUCAAAGUCAGUACAGGAAACAGCACAGGCCCCUGCCUGCUCUGGGACCUCUCCACAGGGCAGAAGGGGCUGAGACGUUGUUCUCCUCGGGGAGGUGCCAGACCUCUGCAGCCAGACCCUGAGGGCAUCCUCACCACCUGGCUACCACCUCCAGGAUCAGGUAAUACCUUUUAGAGAUCAGGGGGUUCUCACCAGAGAUGAAGGUGAAAGAGGACAGAUGCAUGUGUCACCUGGCCAGCUACUAGUACUGCCACAGUUACUUGUUAAUUCCCAGGCUUUGGAGUCUCUUCAUAUGGAAGAUGGCUGAAGGACUGAGUUUAGACACUCAAACCCUGGUGCUGUCCAUCAGCACGCAGCAAUGGGAAGGUCCAACAACAAGUUGUGGACAUCUGUAGUUGUCAUGUCCUUAGAGCACCCGUGAGGAGUAAGGAGGGACAGGCGUGGGACGGUGACGACCACCUCCCUCUCCUAACAGCUCUGAAGAAGUACAAAGGCAUUUGCAGAGUUUUCUGAGGAAAGAGAGUGUUCUCGAGGUAGAGAUGACUUCCCUAUUUGCAGAGGAAAAUUGCAAAUGUGUAAAUGAGGAACCACUGGCACAUGGGCACAAAAGUGACUCAGCUCAGAGAGGGUGAUUUGGGGCUUCAUGUCUCUGCUGCUGGGGAAGAUGCAGAAAGUUUUGAGGUAGGAUGGUGCUUUCUGAGGAGGCAGCAGUCUUUGGGGUAAAAAGCUUGCUGUCCAUGGCGCUGGCAGAGCCAAGACAAGCACAUUGCACUGUGCAGCACUUGGCAUUACCACCGAAACUUGCACAAGAAAUUUAGGCAUCAUAACUAGUGGUAACGUGUACUCUUUCUCAAGGUAAAUCACCAUGUUCUACAUUUUACAAACCCUUUGUUGACUCAAAUUAGUUACAAACCCAGCAAGUGUGAUGUGAAUGAGCAACCUCGUACCCUUGCUGGUGGUUCUCAAACUGCUUUCCCUGCUCUAGUCAGCUAUCUUCCCAUGACUUCCAGAGGGAGCAAAAAACCAGCAGAUCUGCAGGGUUGUGUCAAGAAGAGGUGAGUGCCUGUCCAGUGCCACACAGGUCGUUGGUGCUAGAGCCAAGAACAGGAAUGUACAUCCUCUGGAUAGUGAAAGAAGCAUGUUAAAGUAUGUAAGGGAUUAGACUGAAUCCCACACAAAUGUGGGACAAGAACACAUACAGUAUUGAUGAUGCAGGAAUUUGAUGUCAAAACUGUAGGUAGAAUCUGAAGAAAUACUAACUGAGGUGCGGACUACUAAUAUUAAAAUCCUGAAAGUGUCUCAUUAGAGACUGUGUUUGUCAGUAGCUUCAAUGACAUAAGAAAGUACAGAAUUGCUGUUGCUGACAAUUGCAUUUAUUGCAGAAAUGGUAGGAAAAAAAAAAAAAGAGAGAGUGGUUUGAUGACAACCUGAAUUCAAAAUGAUGGUACAAUAGACAACAGCCAGGCUUUUAAGAAAGAGAGCUGUAGCUAAGAAUCAAGAAUGUACACCACCCUUUAGAGCUAGCGACUCAUCUUUCACAUCAUUCACUCAGUAGAAACACUGAGAGCUGUGGCAGCCUACGAAGUCAAUGUUUGACCCUGCAGUGACUGCAACUAAGAAAACAAAGUCUUUACAAGCGUAAGCAGAAAACACGUAAAAACACGUAAAAGCCAACUCUGGAAACGCAGCACUAGUGAGAUAUUUUUACUAGAUAUUGUUUCAGUUCUAGAAUUUCUAGGUUAAAAUAAAUGUAGGGAAGUUAGGAAGCAUUAAGAAAGAACCACGGGAAAAAUAAGACAAAUGGAAAACCUGUUUGCUUACAGUAAAAGAUUUAGAAGCUCAGUCUGCUUAGCUGGGAGCAGAGUGAUUUUAUCUGUUAUAAGAACCUUAAUACAGAAAACUCUUUUGAAAUUAGUGAUCUGAGAUCUGCAGUGCAGCAAAAAAACACUGGAUGAAGUCACAGAGGGUAGAAUGGCAUGGAAACAGGAUAGAAGACAGGAACAAUUGGACAGGGCAGGUACCUGCAGCUUGACCCAGGGCAUGGGGCAAAACUCCUGUGGUCACAGGCAGCUGAAAAUGAAAGGUGGGUUUUGGCUUGGCAAUGGCACUGUACCAAUCAGGUCAUUUUAUGAUUUAUAUUUUUAGGUAAGAAGAAAAGGUAGAGCAGGAAAUUCUGCAUCAGACGUGUCCACUCAGCAGCACAAUGUCUGGAGAGGGUAAAGGUGGUGCUGAAGGUAGUGCAUCCCCAAUAGACUCUCCGUUUCGCUAUGACCUCUUCACUGUUUUCUACAGCAUCAUUUUCAUUCUGGGCUUUGUUGCCAACUGCUACGUGCUCUGGAUUUUCAGACGUAUUUAUCACACCAAGAAACUCAAUGAAAUCAAGAUAUUCAUGCUGAACCUGACAAUAGCUGACCUGCUCUUCCUGAUUACAAUGCCACUGUGGAUUAUUUACUAUCACCACGAUGGAGACUGGUUCAUGCACAAGUUCCUCUGUAAUGUAGCUGGCUGCUUAUUUUUCGUUAACACCUAUGCUUCUGUUGCCUUUCUGAUGGUCAUCACAUACAACCGCUACCAAGCCGUGACUAAUCCCAUUAGAGCUGCUCAGUUUACCACUCGGAGAAGGGGGAUCUUUUUAUCAGCAGCUAUCUGGAUCAUAACAGUGGGCAGCUCUUUGUAUUAUGUUUUUGAUGAUAAUACUAAUGUGGAGAAAAUGGGCUUGAAGAAUUACACGCGUUGCUUUGAGCGCUAUGACUCUACUAGCAAUGUUACACCUGUUCUUGCCAUUCAUGUCAUCAUCUGCAUCCUCUUCUAUAUCAUUUUUUUAUUUAUCCUAGCCUGGAACAUUGUCAUUAUCAGGACCCUCUUCUCCAAAUCAGGGCAGCAGCAGAAGAGUGCUCAUGUCAAGCAAAGGGCGCUCUGGAUGGUUUGCACAGUGCUAGUGGUGUUCAUCAUAAGCUUUGUACCUCAUCACAUUGUGGACCUGCCCUGGACACUUACUGUUCUGGAGCAAUGGCAGAAGGAGAACCAUCGUUUGCGCCAGCAACUCAAUGAUGCUCACCAAGUGACUUUGUGCCUCUUGAGUACGAACUGUGUGUUGGACCCAGUCAUCUACUGCUUCCUCACCAAGAAGUUCCAGAAGCACGUUUCAGAAAACCUGAAAAACAUGAAAGGGAGUCGAAAGUGCUCCAGGCAAACCACAGACACAGUGAUUGAGGGCACCAUUCACCAAGAGGAUGCCAUUAGGAUUUAGGUCAGAUGGGUUCUAAUUGCUGAGACUGGGAAGUGUGAACCAGUCACUCAUCUUUUCUCAAGAGAAGGCACUGAGGGACACAACAGAGGACCAGGCUAUUAUAUUUCCUUUAUCCCUUAGAUAGAAGAAUGAAUGCUCAUUUGUGAAAGGACAAGAGGCAAUGGGCACAAACUGGAACACAGGAGGAUCCUCCUGAACACCAGGAAGCACUUCCGCACUGUAUGGGUGACUGAGUGCUAGUAAGAGGCUGCCCAGUGAGGCUGUGGAGUCUCCCUCCUUGGAGAUGUUCAGAAGCCGUCUGGACUUGGUCCUGGGCACCCUGCUCUAGGUGUCCCUUCUUGAGCAGGGGGUUGGACCAGAUAGACCCGGAGGUCACUGCCAACCUCAACCAUUCUGUGAUUCCUUCUAUCACACGCAUCUAGCAGAAUUGGAACCUGUAAUAAUCUGUGAGAAAAGCACUUUCUGUCUGGGCUGAGGGCACUGACAACAGCUCAGGCAAUCUGCCUGAAAGAAACACAUUGAGUGUCUGCAGUGAGCAGCUGGAAGUUAAGUACACUGAAAUUAUCCAUUGUGUCAGCCCAGGUAGCACCAUCCCUUGUCCUUUGCCCACCCAGCUCCCAAGAAGAGUCCAGUGUCUGAGCUGUAAGAGGCUUCUGAAAAACCUGGAGGAACACACUGAACUGCUAACAUAAUUGAGUAACUUUUCUGAGCAGCUUGCAUGGUUCUGUUAAGAGUAUGAGCAAAAGAAGCUCCUGAGUGGCUAGAAGGGACAUAGUCCAAGGAGUUCCUAACAGUUCCAUCAAAGAAGAGAGAUGCACCUAUACUCGCAUGGUCUGUUGGGGUCCGUACUUCACAGAUGCCUAGGAGCAGCUAUUAUGAACUUUUGUCUUUGCUCUCAGCUUUUGAAUUAGACAUGUAACUGGACAAAGGCGAGAAAAAGAAGAGAAAUUGGCAGUGCCUCAGCCCCCAUCCCAAAUCAUCAUUGUGUCCGAGGGGGACUGUUGUCUGCCCUGGCUUCUUGUAUGAUUGCAGAAUGGGCAAAUAAGUGGCCUCUUGCACAAAGUUUGGUAUUUUUUGGCUGACUGCAUGUGUUUGUGGAGAUCCACUCUCACUUUGGAGGCUCCAGUUAACAGAAGACUGUUGUCAGCAUGGGCAUUACUGUGAGAAGAAAAAAAGGUUAAAACUCUUCUGUAUUUUUAUUCUUAUUUAUUUAAACUUAGGAUUCCAAAAAGCAGCUGUGCAUUAUUUCCUUCCCCCAGCCUUUUUAUUUCUGCAAUGAAGAAAUGAAGCUGACUGGUUCUUGAUAUCCUACCAUGAAUGAAGUAUUAGUCCAUAGUCCAUGGCCAUUUUCUGAGUAAACCAGUAAAUGCACAGUGAUGUGGUGCACUAUGUAAGUCAUGCACUUGGGAAACACUUGAGACCAGCCAGCCCCAUUCAGGGCUUGCUGCAGUCAGUAGGAACCUAAGGCAAAGUGGUUUUCCAGUGUUGCUGAGUUCUGUUACAAAUCACAAGACAAUUGAGGUUCCUGUUUCUGACCCAAAUUGCUCAAUCCAGCACAGGAAAUUGGGCAGGGCAGGGCAGGGAAGGGAAGCUACUUGUUUUUUUACAACCUUUUGGUUCCUCAAACUAUAUAGGAGACUGGCUGAUGACAGGAAAAGCGCAUCUGACAUUGUGAUACUCGUUAUUUAUAUGCAUUCACAGCAGCCUUCCUAUACCCAUCAGUAACAAGGAGAAGUUGAAGGACAAGCUCAAGUCUUUCCAAAGAUAGGACCAACAUUAGUAUCAGACUUGCCUAUAUCCAGUUGAGACAGGGGUCCUUCAGAUCUAUCUCCUGAAGAUCCUUAAGCAGCUUUUAUGUUUAUGUGUGUGAAUGAGCAAAAGAACAAAGACACUUUUUCUGAUGCCAUCUCCUGAGGUGAGCUGUGCACUCCAGGCCCCAUACAAUGCAAAUAACUGAAUCUGAUCCUAAACUGAAUGUAUUCGCCUCCUGGUCCUGGACUCUGCUCCAGUAGUAGCAGACUGGACUCUGCUCUUAGCAGAGACUUUUCCCUGACCACGUCCCUCAGAAAUGCUCAAAGCUUAUCCCUGUUUUCUGUAGUCACUCAUAGUGCACAGCAAGGGUGGCGAUCUCUCAUCUAAAAGCCUAAAUCCUGCUUGCUGGAGGAAUCUACUUCUGCAUUUUAGCCCUCCUGAGAUGCCACAGUCUGCCUGAGAAGCUCUUGCAGCUGACAGACAGGGUGGGACUGUUCCCUUUUCCCCCCACCAGCUGAUGUGAUAGCAGAGCUCAAAUGCCACACAGUCACUAAAGCACUUAAGAGCUGAGCUUGGUAACUCUUAGAAGAAACGGGAAGGCAUUAUUCUAUGUGGUGAUGUGGUCUUCUAUCAAUUCCUAGAAAGCUUACAGCACAGCUUACAGUGUAGGUUACUUACCGUUUUUAAAUAUGCUUUGCUCCAUGGAAGGCAACUGUAAGGCAAGUGUGACCUCAGAGAACAAAUGUAAACUUGCUUCUGAGGAAAGGGGACAAUGGAGGAAGAACUCUGAGGACACUUCAGAAGGAUAUGUUGCAAUCAUUAAGUCAGUAAAAAUGCAUUUUAAAAAACAGUCUGAGCUUCUACUUUUGUUCCUGAAAUUACUUUGUUUUACAGCAGUGUUGCAUUACAGUGCUUUAAUUUGCAACAAAAUUGAUCCUCAAAAAUUCUUCUAAAUAAAGUACUUCUUCCAAGGGUUUUGGCGUUUAAGAGCCCGUCUUCUCAUCUUUCUGUAUUUACCCUUACAGGAAAAGCCUCAGUAUCUGCAGACAAAGCUUGUCUGACAGCCUAUUUGCGUUCCUUUCGAUUUUGGAGGUGUUUCUUUUUUUCUUCUAAUCACCACAUGAACUCUUGAGAAAGGUGAAAAUUAAAACCUCAGCAAGUUUUGACCUGCUAAAAGGGAAGGGAAAAAAAUAACUUCGCAGGGGAAGCAAUUUCUGAAAAAGGUCUGUGCGCUCAAAAAACUUACCAGACC